AUGGCCACCCUCAUGACCAUCGUGCUACUCGGCUCUUUUCUGAUCUCUGGAGCCGAGUCCCAGGAUGUGGUGGCUGAAGGGUCGCCUGCAAGCAUAGAAGCAGCCCUGACACUGCUCACAGUGAAGGACAGCACAAAAUCCGUCCUCCUGCAGACCACUCAGAGUGCUGUGAGCUUGGUCGCGGCGGCAUCAGGCACCCUCACUUACAACCCCAAUGGCACCGUCCUGGAUGGCAAGGACUUCACGGACUUCCUUACAGCUGGGCACAAGAACUCAGCAGUCACCGGAGUGCAGCUGCAGAGUGGCAGCUACAGCGUCCUGCCCUUCUCAACUGAUGCCCACGUAUAUCUGCUGUGCUCUGGCCGCACUGCACCCUUCAAGAUCGACAUCUCAGGGAGCUCCCUGUCCUUCACGGACGCCGGGAUUGGGGGCAUUGUGCUGGACAGCUGCAACGGGGUGACUCUGACCGGGCCAGCCAACAUGACCUACGUGCAAGACCAGUGGCCCUUUGGCCAGGGCACCAUUCUGGCAAUCGGCUCUGACAACCUGAACUACACCAUCAAGAUUCAGCCGGACUUCCUGCCGGCCUGGCAGCGCAUAAUCACCCGGUACAGCACAAGCUACGCCGGCGGGGGCGUGGUGUAUGAGAACGGGCUCGUGCUGCCACCAUACCGCGAUGGCACAAAUUUUGUGGUGGACUUCAGGACUGUGCGGCAGCUGAGCUAUGACACCUACUCCAUGUAUCUGCGCCAAGACCCGGGCCUUAUCAACGUCAACAACACAGUCGUGAUCACGCAGCCGACUGACAACACAGGAGUAGCAAUGUACAGCUGCAUCAACGUUGUGCUCAUGGACUUCAAUCUGUUCAUGGCGGCUGGAUUUGGGUUCUACGAUGGCACACCCAAGGGCAGCAACACCCUCCUGCGCGUGAACCUGACCCCCACGGCGGGAGCGCUGAUGUCAUCCAUCCACGACGGCUACCACAGCACCUCCGCCAAGGCCGGGCCCUCCAUCACCUACUGCCGCUUCGUGGGCGCUGGCAAGUUCCUUGACUGCACAGACUAUGGUGACGAUGCUAUAGCAAUCCACGGGCGCAUGUACACAGUGGCAGCCUCGCAGCAGAGCCAGAGCACACUCACCCUGGGCUCUAACGUCAUCAACAAAGAUGAGCUCAACACCGGCGACUCCAUCAACGUGUACAAUCCGGCAGGCAGGCUCCUGGGCAGCGCCACUGUGUCGACCAUGACUGCCACCACUGCGCCCGUGCCGGCCACCACACAGGACCAAGCGAAGCUGACGUCCUGGCCCUCAGGCUUCAACGGCAUGCCCUUCAACAGCUUUGUCACCGUCCCCUCGCGCAGCGGCAACAAAUACAGCCUGCUGUACAACUACAUCAGCAACUGCCGGGGGAGGGGUUUUGCGCUGCGCGCGAGCACCGGAAACAUCAGCUAUAACACCGUCGAGCAUGUGGCUUACCACGGCAUUGAGCUCACCCCCAGCUUUGGCGCACGAGAGGGCGGCUUCAUUCGCGACACUGUGGUGAGCAACAACGUCAUAAACAACGAGGCGCAGGGGAUCACGCUGUGGGCCGCCACAACGCCGGACCACCCUAUCCUGUACAAUGACCACGUCAACGUGCAGAUCCUCAACAACAACAUUACGGGGCCGCAGGUCGGCGCGCUCUUCAUCACAAGCGCAGCCACCGUCACAGUUUCCAACAAUCGCUUCCGCAACAUCAUGUGCAGCGCGGAGGACAGCAACACGCGCCAGGCGAAUUACGAGGUCGCCAACACUCCCAUCCAAGUCUUCAAUGUCAACGGCAUCACCUUCCGCAACAACUCCUUUGCCACCGACGCCGGCUGCGCGCGCAGCCAGGCCAACUACGCGGCCCCCAUUUACUUAGUCAACGUCACCAACGUCGUCGGCGUCUCGGCAGCUUCUCCCGGGGUGUCCAGCUUCCAGACAGCUGCCGGCGGUGACAUUACCGCGGCAGCUGCCCCAAAUCUGCAGCUGGGCAGCGCAGAAUCGGGUAGCGGGGCUGCGGGGGCGUUGCCUGCCGCCAGCCUGCUGAGCUUUCAGGACAGCGCUGGAACGCUGACCUGA
Coccomyxa subellipsoidea C-169 is the source of this 2103-nucleotide messenger RNA. RefSeq lists its product as hypothetical. Lineage: Eukaryota; Viridiplantae; Chlorophyta; Trebouxiophyceae; Coccomyxaceae. The record is from RefSeq and is a predicted model, not a curated record. The coding region runs from base 1 to 2103 and encodes 700 amino acids. The transcript is spliced from 13 exons.